Molecule: messenger RNA, 264 nt
Organism: Rotaria sordida
Lineage: Eukaryota; Metazoa; Rotifera; Eurotatoria; Philodinida; Philodinidae
Source: the annotation of a GenBank genome assembly
AUGAAUAGUUCAGAACAAUUAGAAAAUUAUUUAUUUAAUGAACAAUUUACAACAACUACUGAACAAACAGUAAUAACUGAAAGAUCUAUAAAAAAAAAAAAACCAUCAAAAACUGAAACAUCAACAAUAACUACUGUUACAAUGAAUGAUGAUAUCAAAUUACUUCUUUAUCAAUAUUUAAUUACCAUUAAUUCAAUAGGACAAACAUCUCAAAUUAUAUUAGAAGCACUUGAACAACUUUAUUGUUCAACCAUAUGGGAAUGA